CACCAAUUUCUUGGUGGGACGUUUUCGGCUUGAGAAGAUGGAUAGGCAGGAUAGCCGUCAGCCUAAGUUAGAAUUUGAAGGGAUGAAGCGUGUCCGAUACUCAAGAUAUACUCAGACUAGGCGUGUUCCAGUCCUUUCCAUACAACUCCUUGCCCCAUGCUUCAGCCCCUCUGCUUUCUUGCCCCAUGAUCUAGUCCUUUUGCUUCCUCGGCCGCUCCUUCUCAGUAUAGCUCUCACAAUUUCAGAACAUACCACUCUCUUUGACCAGUUUUCUUCUCCGUGGGCUUCAAAAGACAUGUCUGAACAAGUACCAAUUGUUGAAUGCUCAUCUGCAAGUCCAUUGGUGGAGACUGUUGAUGGUAUUAUUGGUGGAGAAGAAUUUAACACUAUAUAGUGUGAUAGUGAUGAUGGUAUUAUUUAGUGUAUUUCUAAAUUUAACACUAUAAGUUUGCUGUAAAUUGUAAUUGUAAUUAGUGAUUUACCAUUUGAAAUUAUAAUUUAUUAUUUUUAUUUUUUUUAAAGUUUUCUGAAAAUUGUAAUUGUAAUUAGUGAUUUUCCAUUUGAAAUUGUAAUUUAUUGUAAUAUGAUAUCUUAGAUGUUGAAAUUAUUAUUUUA
This is a messenger RNA of Carya illinoinensis, 615 nucleotides long. RefSeq lists its product as uncharacterized. NCBI's taxonomy places the organism in Eukaryota, Viridiplantae, Streptophyta, Magnoliopsida, Fagales, Juglandaceae. The transcript is spliced from 2 exons. Bases 38 to 394 code for a protein of 118 amino acids. The record is from RefSeq and is a predicted model, not a curated record.